UUGGGCUUUGAAUGAAUUUUGAUUUUGACAAAAUAACAUAACCUCAAAAGUUAAAACAUGAAAUAAGUUUUAAAAAACUGAUGUAAUAGUGAUGAUACAAGACAAUAAUCUAUUUUAUUUACUAAACAAAAGAUGGCAAAGUAUAUAGCUCAAAUAAUCGUGCUCGGAGCGCAGGUGGUCGGUCGAGCCUUCGCCCGAGCACUGCAGCAGGAGUUACGUGCGUCUCAAGAAGCAGCCAAAAGAGCUGGAGGUGGCCCUGAAGGUGCAAGACGUGCCGCAGCAAACGCCUCAACUGGACUUACAUUAGAAGAAGCAAUGCAAAUCUUAAAUAUAGAUAAAUUAGACGCCCAAAAAGUCAAGAAUAACUACGAACACCUCUUCAGUGUUAACGAAAAGGCAAAGGGUGGUUCUUUUUACUUACAAUCGAAAAUUGUUCGCGCUAAGGAGAGAAUAGACACAGAAUUCAAAGUCAAUCAACCGAAAGCUGAACAAAGUCAACCUAAGGAUUCAUCAUGAAAAUAAUGUUUAUCCAGGGUCCACACUUUAAGUACAUUUGUUAGUCCCAAAACAGGGAAAUACCAGAGACAAGAUGUGCUGAGGGUGUGGAUCUAGGAUUGUUUUUUGUUGUAAAUUAUAGAUAUUGUUUUAGUAAAACUAGUUUUAGUGUUUAAAAUAUUUUAUUAUGUAGAAAAUGGACACAAUAGUGACUAGAAUACAUCAGUCUUCAUAAACCUACUAUAAACAUGAUUAUGUUGUUAUUACAUCAAAAUACAUCAUAGCUGUGUUACAUCCAAAUGGACAAACUUGUUGCUAAGCUUGAUAUUACAAGUAUCAAAUAAAUUUUGCUAAGCAUUAC
Molecule: messenger RNA, 856 nt
Organism: Bicyclus anynana (squinting bush brown)
Lineage: Eukaryota; Metazoa; Arthropoda; Insecta; Lepidoptera; Nymphalidae
Gene: blp
Product: mitochondrial import inner membrane translocase subunit Tim16
Exons: 1
Coding region: 133-516 (127 amino acids)
Biological process (GO): protein import into mitochondrial matrix
Cellular component (GO): TIM23 mitochondrial import inner membrane translocase complex
Source: RefSeq, a predicted model, not a curated record